CGAAAAGAAAGAACUCAAAACAAACUAAAAAUAAAAUGACUGGAGCAUUAAUUUUUCGAAGAUAAGUUUAAUGAGCAAACAAUCAAUUUUGAAAGAAAGUGAAAUAAAGUCAAAGAUUAGCAGUAGGGGCGAAAUUAAAUUAAAACUCGAACAUAUCGUCAAUUGAUUAUUUUCCGAAUUAUUAACAGUUUUUAACGGUUGUGUCGUCGUUACCAAAAAAAAUUGAUAGAAUUUAACAAUCAGAACGGCUCAGGUGACAGCAAGACGUUUUCCAUUGUUGUGAGCAAAGUGGAGUUUGGUGUGGUCGUAAAUACACGAAAAAAUUUUUGUUUAAUUUUACACGUCGGUUUCGAUUAAUUGACGUGGCGCAGAACAACGAAGAAAAUAAAAAUAUAUUUGUAGCUAGGAAGAUUCACCAGAAUUGUUAAGACAACAUCAACAUGGGUCUAACAAUAUCCAGUGUUUUGACACGCCUUUUUGGAAAAAAACAAAUGAGAAUUCUGAUGGUCGGAUUGGACGCAGCUGGUAAAACUACAAUUUUAUAUAAAUUGAAAUUGGGCGAAAUCGUAACGACAAUUCCUACCAUUGGCUUCAAUGUUGAGACGGUUGAAUACAAAAAUAUUUGCUUUACCGUUUGGGAUGUCGGUGGUCAAGACAAAAUUCGACCACUUUGGCGUCAUUAUUUCCAAAAUACGCAAGGUCUCAUCUUUGUCGUAGACUCAAAUGAUCGGGAACGUAUUGUAGAAGCGGAAAAGGAGCUACAAAAUAUGUUACAAGAAGACGAGCUGAGAGAUGCUGUUCUGCUAAUAUUUGCAAACAAACAGGAUUUACCGAAUGCAAUGAGUGCGGCUGAACUAACCGAUAAAUUGCAUCUGAAUCAAUUGCGCAACCGACACUGGUACAUUCAAGCAACAUGCGCCACACAGGGUCACGGUUUAUACGAAGGAUUGGAUUGGCUGUCGAAUGAAUUGGCUAAGAAGUAAAACGAAAAUUUUGUGAAAAUUUGAAGUGAUUGAAUUGGUAUGUGUUCGAUGGUGAUGUUAAUUUUUCGUUUGGUAUACGUCAAGUAGGAAAGACAUACUUAAGCGAGAAAAAAAGAAUAAAAUCUUAAAAUAAAAAAAAAUAAAACUUGCUGGUCUUGUGUUAAACAUUCUUCUUUUGCACUGGAGCAUACGCCCAACAUUAGCAAAUUAUUUGAUUUUAUAUUUUUCGAAACUAAUUUCAUAUUUUGUUAAAACGACUUCCCGAUAAAAAAAUAUUUUAAUUAUAUGCCGUCAAUGAGUAAG
Messenger RNA from Bradysia coprophila, 1286 nucleotides. RefSeq names its product ADP-ribosylation factor 2 (gene Arf4). NCBI's taxonomy places the organism in Eukaryota, Metazoa, Arthropoda, Insecta, Diptera, Sciaridae. Gene Ontology annotation, molecular function: GTP binding; GTPase activity. The record is from RefSeq and is a predicted model, not a curated record.